Molecule: messenger RNA, 1378 nt
Organism: Porites lobata
Lineage: Eukaryota; Metazoa; Cnidaria; Anthozoa; Scleractinia; Poritidae
Source: the annotation of a GenBank genome assembly
AUGGCCAGUUGUGGUAUAACAGCUGGUGACAAGCGCAUUGGAAAAGCUUUGUCAAUUGUCUCUCCUCUGUGUUGGGGCAAAUUUUUUUCCUUUUGUUUUUUGUUUUCUCACUUACCUGCUAUCGUGUAUUCUUUUACUUUUCGCUCUGCGGUAUUUUGUUAAUUAUGCUCCUUUGUUACGUGCUGUAUGUAAAUUUCGUUAUAGUUUGUUAUCUCGCUCCUAUUUAUUACCAGUUUUUACGUGUCUAUUAGUGUAACAAUUACAUUCGUUGAAGUAGAUUAUCUUUUUCCUCGGUGGCCCUGACCACCGACUCUGUUAUCCUCAGCAUUUGGUAAGCAGCUUCGUUUUCAUCGUUUUUUCAUUAAUUUCAUUUUGCCGUCGCUUUAAAGUAGUUUUUCUGUAUUGUAACUAUUAUUUUUUCGCUCUGCUUUGUAGGAAUUUACUUUUUUUUGGUUUGGUAAUAGUAAAACAUUUGCUGAUUGUGAGUUCACGUGUUGUGUGUUGGAAUUGGCCCUUGCCCGUUCACUCUGUACCAAGUCCAGAGAAAUACCAACACUGCAAGGCAAACCAAUCCCUAUCCUUACCAUGCUGACUAUUUUGGUCACAAAUUGCACAUAGACCAAAAUGAAAUACUGGCAAUGUAUGGAUUAACUGAAGUCAGUGCAUGUGAUGGCUAUAGCGGAAAGAUUGUGGCUUUUGCAACAAUGCCAGUGAAGAACAAUGCUUUGAUCUAUGAGAAUGUUUACAGGUACAGUAUUCAAAAAUUCUUUGAAAAUUGCUAUUAUUACUACAGGUGAUAAUAAUAUUACAAUUAUUGCAGCAGUUUUCCACUUUAACAACAAGUACUUCCAGAUAAGAAGUACCAGCAAGGGUAUAAAGUAAAAUAAGGGAAGCAGCGAAGUAACAGUGAUGAAUAUAUCACGAAAACAAGCAUAGAUCAUAUUAAAAUUUGAUUUGUUUAUUUACUCACCUUUGUAUUUGUUAUUGAUGUUUAAAUAUUACAUCCUAUAUUUGCUUUUCUCUUUGAAGAACUGCAGUCAUUUUGGCAUGGCAUUUGGGAUCAACUCAGAGUAGACCAUGGAACAGAGUUCUAUCUCUCUUUGUAUGUACAAGAAAAAAUGUCUCCAUAUAGGACCAAUACAAGAAGGGCACCAUUUAUAAAAACAACUUCGAAGCAGGUGUUUGUUUAGUGAACAUAUGUCACCAUUAUUUAUUAUGAUAAUUACCAUUAAUCAUUAUUUUUAUUAUUAUCAUUUAUUAUUAUUCUCAUUUCAAGAAUCAUCCUGCUGAGAGAAAAUGGGUAGAGUUUAACUCCCGUGUCAACUACCCUAUUAAACGAGCUCUAAAUGCUAUGGUGAGACCUAAUAAAUAUGGAUGA